AUGUGUUUGAUCAGAGUUGAUCAUUUACCUCUUGAUGUUAUUACCGGUUCAAUAGGAUCAUCUUCUAUCAUUCAAAUAAAAUCACCGACUACUGCUGUGAGUACUAAGGAUUCCCAUGUGGUGCAAAAUAUUGAACCAACUACAUUGUCAUCUGCUGGAAAUUAUUCAUCAGAAUCAACAUCAGUUCAAAUUAUCGAAUAUAUCAAUUUUGCUCCCGUGGCGUCGAAUGAAGUUUCAAUCGAAAAUUUACCUGAUGCAUCAACAAUAUCACCCUUAUCAGCAGCUACAAAGAUUCACGAAUCUAAAACGUGUGAGAAAGAGAAUCGAAAUGUUCAUACACCUAUCUCAAAGAGACGCUCCAUUCCACUUCUACCAUCGUCAUCGAAUAAACUUUCUCCAGCUGAUCGUUUAUCUAAUAUUGAAUGUUCGAUGAAUAGUUUAAUAUCUUAUGUGAAUGACCUUGGUGAACAAGUUUUAUCCUUAUCUGGUCAAUUGAAGCCAAUGUUAAAAACAUUAAAAGUUAUCCAUAAUCAUGUAAUACUUAAUAGUAUCACAGAUGCUAUUGCAACACCUCCUGCUUUACGAACUCCUGAAUCAUCUUCUAGUACACUAGCAGCAAAAAAAGUUUUGAUGUUCAAUGAUCAAAAUUUAAUGAAUUUGAAGCAUGAAUUAACUUCAAUUCGAUCUUUCUUACGUAAAAUGACAAUGACAAUGUACACACGAAGUGAAAUAUUAGCCGAAAAACAUUUAGAUGAUAAAGAUGAUCGACAUAUGACAAUAAUUCAAGGUUUAAAGAGUGGUUUCAAUUUGGAUGAUGAUGGUAUUGAAGCUCUUCAUGCGUCAUUGAAAGAAGCAAGACGUCAAUUAACACGAGAUGUACGAUAUUUAAAAGUUAUGAAACCAACAUCUGUAGAACAUGCAUCAACAAAAAAUAUUGAUCAAAAUCAGGAUGAACAUACGAUCGAACAAAACGAGGACGAUUCAACAGGUGUAAAUGAUACAUGA
This is a messenger RNA of Rotaria sp. Silwood2, 1005 nucleotides long. The record is from the annotation of a GenBank genome assembly. NCBI's taxonomy places the organism in Eukaryota, Metazoa, Rotifera, Eurotatoria, Philodinida, Philodinidae.